This is a messenger RNA of Astyanax mexicanus (Mexican tetra), 1360 nucleotides long. It is a transcript of the gene cnpy4, whose product is annotated as canopy FGF signaling regulator 4. Gene Ontology annotation, molecular function: signaling receptor binding. The record is from RefSeq and is a predicted model, not a curated record. NCBI's taxonomy places the organism in Eukaryota, Metazoa, Chordata, Actinopteri, Characiformes, Acestrorhamphidae. The transcript is spliced from 7 exons. Gene Ontology annotation, cellular component: endomembrane system. The coding region runs from base 6 to 782 and encodes 258 amino acids.
CGCGCAUGCUCGGCGCUGCUGUAUUCCCCGGUGCUGGUGGUGCGGAUGUGGCUGUAAAGUCAGAGGUGGAGAUGAUCCGCGGCGUUAUGAAAGUUUCUGUUUUAUUCCUGUGUUUUCUGUUCAGCCUCGCUGUAGCAGAGCAGGAGGAGCGGCUUCCCAAGAAAUGUGAAGAUUUUUGGCCUUGUCUUUUCACAUUUUGGGUAUGCAAGUUCUUGACAGUGGAGUUGCAGGCAGCUCUAGAAAAGACUGGCCGCUCCAAAGAGGUAAUGGAGCUUGGAGAGGUGCUGGACACCGGGAAACGCAGACGCAAAAUCAAGUACAAUACCUCGGAAACACGGUUGACGGAAGCUGUGGACAACAUCUGCGCAGGGAUUCUGCAGUACAACGUCCAUGCUGAGAGACCGGGGAGCCUCCGAUACGCCAAGGGGGCCAGUCAGACCAUGAGCACUCUGAAGAAUCUGGUUGAUAAGGGAGUCAAGGUGGAGCUGGGUAUCCCUUAUGAGCUCUGGGAUGAACCAACGGUGGAGGUGGCAGACCUGAAGAGACAGUGUGAGACUAUGCUGGAGGAAUAUGAAGAGGUGGUAGAGGACUGGUACUUCAAUCAUCAGGAGCAAAGACUGGAGAAGUUUCUUUGCGAAACUCAUGUCCUGAAAAACUCUGACAUGGAAUGCUUGAAGGAGGUGUGGAAAGGUGACAUGGGAACUAAAGGAACAGCUGAGGAGUCGGAGAGUGAAAGCAAUAAAGAAGGAGAUGGACAAACGCAUGAUGCUGGAGAGCUUUAAAAGCAUAACAAAGCCAACAAAUUCAAACAUCUGGACAGUAUUUCCGCCUACAGUCUGGCCUGAGAAAGAAGAGUGAGCCAGCAGACUGGAACCUAUCUUGUUUUCUUUGGUAUUGGUCAACACUACAUGGAUAAUCAGAGCAGCUUCAAAGAGCUGCUAGUGCACGGUGCUGCCCCUAUCUGCUUUCAUAUUUUUAGGCCAGCAGUCAAAAUAUGAUAAAGUGACACUGACAUUUUCUUUUUCUAACAAAUGUGCCUUAUCUUCUCUCCUGAAGAAAUGUUACUUUUAAUUUACCAUACAUUUUUGGUCAGGUUUACAGGAUAGUUGUUUUUAUAUGGUACUUUCAUUGAUAAUGACACUGCAAAUUUUGUGCAUUUAUGCUAUAAACUGCCUCAGUAUUAUGUGGAAGAACAAACCCUUACACUAUUUUACAUGCAUGUGUUCCAGGGUAGUAUUUGUCCCUUUUCUUUAUUUAAUGCUGUGUGCACAAACCGUUUUGGAGCAAUAAGACUGUUUAGUCUUUGCAAUAUAUGUAUUUUUUUUAUGACUUUUUAAAUAAAAUAUUUUUAUUCAGUGUG